This is a messenger RNA of Uncinocarpus reesii 1704, 501 nucleotides long. RefSeq lists its product as uncharacterized. Lineage: Eukaryota; Fungi; Ascomycota; Eurotiomycetes; Onygenales; Onygenaceae. Bases 1 to 501 code for a protein of 166 amino acids. The transcript has 4 exons. The record is from RefSeq and is a predicted model, not a curated record.
AUGCCGCCUCGUGUUCAGCAUGCCACGGACAUUGCCAUGGCAGCUCAAGCUCGCUCGGCGUCGACAUCCCCUGUUCGUGAGCCUCCUCCGGAAGAGUUCAUGCGUGAAGGUCUAGAGAACGAUGAAGUUUACAUAAUGGUUGAAGAUGAAUUCCUUGCUACAGCCCAGGCCUUCACGCGCCAUCUCCACUAUGCGGAAUACGCUCGCCGCAAGAAAGCCGCAAAGCUGGCGAAUCAGUCCGCCCCUCCACCCCGGCCAACUGACGGCAGAUCAAAGCUAAGUGACGAAACCAGAAAGAAACUAGAGGCUGAAAAGGCUUCGGCGAGACAAAAAGCCGCGUUGGAGGACUUGAAGACCGCAGCUGGCCGGCCACCCGUAGACUCAGAGGUGGAAGAUGUGGAUGAGACAACCCAGAUCACUGGUUGGAUUGCACGGCAUCAAGUCCUCCACAAAGGCCGCGUUGGGGUAUUCUACGGCUUCUGGGAGAGGACGAAAGAGUAG